Hirundo rustica (Barn swallow) is the source of this 7995-nucleotide messenger RNA. RefSeq names its product pecanex 2 (gene PCNX2). Lineage: Eukaryota; Metazoa; Chordata; Aves; Passeriformes; Hirundinidae. The transcript is spliced from 35 exons. Bases 301 to 6525 code for a protein of 2074 amino acids. The record is from RefSeq and is a predicted model, not a curated record. Gene Ontology annotation, cellular component: membrane.
AGCACCACACAACCAGUCGCUCACUCCUCGAGCCUCAGCCAGGACAGGAUGCCUCACUGUGUUUUUAUUCAUUUGCCUUGACUAGUCCUGACUAAUUAUUUAAAAUUCCUCAGUGGUUAAGGUAUUUGGGAACAUGUUGUGAGGCAUUAGAAAAUGGACAUCAAACCACAGUGUUUUACUAUUGAGUCAUAACUGACAUAUGUGGCUUUUCCAGCAAAUGCAGUGACAGUUUUUGUGUACUGCAGCUCGGUGACAGUUUUCUUCACGGUAAUAAAGGUGAUCAGCUACCGUUUGCACCUUAUGUUUGAUAAAGGCGAAGUAAUUCAACAAAAGCUCCCAAGAAAAAAUGGAAGGCAAAGUAAAGAUACAGAGAUUCAAAAAGGAGAAGCGGUUCAGUCCUCAAAUUGUAGCAAUAACUCGGGGGAUCAUGUCGUCGGUGAGACCAGCCAGAAUGACUCUACCCAGACAAUUCCUGACAGUUCCAGAGUGCAGGCUCCACACUCACAGGACUCACCUGGAGCCACGGACCUGCCAACACGGGAAACUAUUGAAGAUCUUAGAGGUGUUAUGGUACUAGAAGACCAGGCUACACCACCAGUUUCAUCUACCUCACCCUGUAACAAAGCAGAUAUAUUACCUGUUUCUACCACCUCUGGUUCAGGUGUCACCACAUCAGCAAUAGCAACAAAACCAGCUGCUAUGGAAACAUUUCCUGGUGAUGGAGUGAAUGGACAGCCUUGUGGCCACCAUGGAUCCCAAGAUAUUCUUGUGGACAGAGACGUAGCUAAAAACUUCUCCAAUAUUUCUUCAUCACAAGGUGAUAUUUUAAGGACUGGAGUUUCUUCAGAGCCAUGGGACAGUGAAAAUUCAGUUAUUUCAGACCAUUUAAGUAAUCCUAAAAGCUACAAAAGAGAGAAAUUGCCAGAUGGAUCACUACAGGCAGGCUUUACUAGCAGCUGCCCACAGUGCAAUGCCAUUGCAACCAAAGAGCACGAGCAGAUAGAAAAUUCUUGCAGUGCUGGUAAUAGCCAUGAGGAUCUUGAUUGCUCAAACAGUGAGACUGCUGUUGCAGUUUUGGACAAUUCUCUUCCUGGAGAGCAGCUGUGUGAACCCAUUAAAAUUGUCAUCACAAUGAGUACUACACCAAACACCACCCUCAGUGACCUGCCAGGCUCUGUCCACUUACAAGCCCUGGAAAGUGAGAGAACAAGCUCAGCCCUUGACUCUGGUGUAGUUAGGGCAGGCUGGUCAAGUCAGCAAACUAAUGAACAGCUCAGAAUCCCUGUUAUCACAUUUGACCUAUCUGAUGACAGUAAAGCUAAGCCUUGCUCAGAAGUUAGUGAAAGUGACAGAACUCCAGAAAUGUUGAGGGCAGAGCUGUCAUCCAACCAAUGCUCUGGCUAUGAAUCGGGUGAUGCAGUAAAGGACCUCAGCAACCCAGCAAAUACACCUCUAGAAACUAACACUUGUUCAGAUCCAAAUCAUGAAAAUGCUGUGGAAAAUGUCCAGACUGUGGAUUUAAGUUCUAAGGAAGACCUGCAUAACCUGGAUCCGCAGUCCUGUAGAACUGCUCACGAAAAGAGGCACAUGCGGGUGUUGAGCGUAGACAGCGGGACAGAUGUGCUUUUAAGUAAGAAUUCUGUGGAGGUAUCUGACAAAGAAAAGACCUUACCAACCUCUAAAUCGGAUCUAGAAGCUAAAGAAGGUCAGAUGCCCAAUGAAUCUAAUUUUCUAGAAUUUGUGUCCCUCUUGGAAUCUAUUAACACCUCAAAGAUGAAGACAUCUAAUCAAUCCACUGUCAAAAUGGAGACGACAAAGGAAAAUGGGCUUGUUGGAGGUUGGGAUGGUAAUUAUUUUGGUGAGAAAUAUGGCUUAGGAUAUGGAAUUUUCAGUGGGGCAAAAUUUCUGGUUUUUUUCCUUGAUCUGCAGUGUUUAAACAGCAGAUAUUCCAGGAAGUCUGGCCAGAUGACGGAGAGAAAAGAAGAAAUGGUGGGAACAGAAAAGCACUGUGAGCAACUUCCUAAACAGGAAAGAUCAGAUGUACAAAGCCAAGAUCGUGCUAGUACUAGUCCGGUGCUACCAGAGUCUGCCAAAUUUGCAGCACUUUACCAGGGCAGCAGGCAAAGGCAGAUAAUCUACCGAGUAACUUCUCAGCAAGACAGUUCUGUCUUGCAAGUAAUAAGUGGACCUGAGGCAUCUGUGCAAGAUGAGCUCUCCGUGGAUGCAAUGCAUGUGUUCAUAGAUGAAAACGGGGAAAUUAGAUCCUGCUAUUUAAAAGCUGGCUGUCAGAAGGAAGGAAAUUUUAGACAUCAGCUAUCAAAUUGUGAUUGUAUGUCAAAUGCUCAUGAAAUACAGUUCAGCUCCUCCAGUACUACCACUUCAGAGAGCCAAGAACCAUCUUCUGGAGAUCAAGCAGCCAGUGCACUUCAUCAGCAGCUCUUAUUGAUGGUGGCCAGAAGGACCCUUUCAGAAAACCCACGGCAGCCUAGCCAGGACCCUGAGGAUUCUUCAUGUUCUUCAGCACAGCGGAAGCUGAACAGGCAGUUUUACAGAUUUGUUAUAUUCCCUGGCAAGUGGAUUAAAGUCUGGUAUGAUCGUCUUACCUUGCUGGCAUUGUUGGACAGGACAGAAGAUAUAAAGGAAAAUGUGUUUGCUGUCCUUCUAGUAGUUCUUGUUUCACUUCUUGGAUUCCUGACUCUGAACCAAGGCUUCUGUAAAGACAUUUGGGUUCUGUUGUUCUGUCUUGUAAUGGCCAGCUGCCAGUAUUCUCUCCUCAAGAGUGUUCAGCCUGAUCCUGCUUCGCCAAUACAUGGACACAAUAAAAUCAUAAUCUACAGCAGACCUGUAUAUUUUUGUAUAUUGUGUGGCCUUAUUUUGCUGCUAGAUGCUGGGUCCAAAGACACAAAUCCUCCUGUUUAUACGAUGUAUGGCCUGAAGCUCUUCUCCCCCAGAUCUCUCCAGUCAGCCAGAGACCAUGUAAUAGUGUUUUUAUAUUGCUUUCCCGCAAUUUCUCUUCUUGGACUUUUCCCUCAAAUCAAUACCUUCUGCAUAUAUCUUUUGGAACAAAUAGAUAUGUUGCUUUUUGGUGGUUCUGCUGCUGCUGGGUUCGUGUCUGCACUGUACAGCAUUUCCCGAAGCUUUAUUGUUCUGAUUGUCCUAUAUGCCUUCUGCUUCAGUGCAGUGAAGGAACCGUGGGAUGCACAGCACAUUCCAGCGCUGUUCUCUGCUUUCUGUGGUCUGCUAGUUGCACUUUCUUAUCACCUCAGCAGACAGAGCAGUGACCCAUCUGUGCUGAUGUCCCUUAUUCAGUGUAAAUAUGUCCCUCACUACCUACGCCAACGGUUUGAAGAUUCGUCAGAAGAUCCACUCCCAGAAAAAAUGAGAGAAUCAGUGAAAGAAAUCUUGAAAUCGGAUCUCAUUGUCUGCACAGCAGUUGCUGUUCUGUCAUUUGCUGUCAGUGCCAGUACUGUGUUUCUGUCAUUACGGCCAUUUCUCAGCAUUGUCCUGUUUGCUUUAGCAUGGACAGUGGGAUUUGUAACACAUUACAUCCUUCCCCAGCUCCGCAAGCAUCACCCCUGGCUGUGGAUCUCCCACCCCAUCCUUAAAAGCAAAGAGCACCAGCAGCGGGAAGUGAGAGAUGCUGCUCAUUUGAUGUGGUUUGAAAGGCUUUACGUGUGGCUACAGUGCUUUGAGAAAUACAUUUUAUAUCCAGCCAUAAUACUGAAUGCACUCACCAUUGAUGCUUUCUCAAUUAGUAAAUACAAGAAGCUUGGUACACACUGUGACAUUAUCCUGAUAACAGUUGCUGGAAUGAAACUUCUCCGCUCCUCAUUCUGUAAUCCUAUUAACCAGUUUGUUACUUUGAGCUUUACUGUGAUCUUCUUCCGAUUUGACUACAGAGACAUUUCAGAAAAUUUCUUGCUGGAUUUCUUCAUGAUGUCCAUUGUGUUUCAUAAGCUGUGGGACCUACUGCAGAAGUUGCAGUUCAUCAUGACUUACAUUGCUCCCUGGCAGAUUGCCUGGGGGUCAUCGUUCCAUGUUUUUGCCCAGCUCUUUGCAAUACCUCACUCUGCUAUGCUUUUUUUCCAAACUCUGGCCACUUCAGUCUUUUCUACACCGCUGAGUCCAUUUCUGGGUAGUGUCAUCUUCAUCGCGUCAUAUGCACGACCAAUCAAGUUCUGGGAGAAAAACUACAACACCAAAAGAUCGGACCAUUCCAACACCAGACUGGCAAUUCAGAUCGAAAAAGAUGGAGGAAAUGAUGACAAUAAUCUCAACUCCAUUUUUUAUGAGCAUUUGACAAGAUCUCUGCAGGAGUCUCUUUGUGGAGAUUUGAUCCUGGGCCGCUGGGGAAACUACAACACGGGAGACUGUUUUAUUCUGACAUCGGAUUAUUUAAAUGCCUUUGUGCACUUGAUCGAAAUUGGAAAUGGCCUUGUCACCUUUCAGCUCAGAGGGCUCGAAUUUCGAGGGACAUACUGCCAGCAGAGAGAGGUGGAAGCAAUAACAGAAGGAGACGAAGACAACGAAGGCUGCUGCUGUUGUAAGCCUGGGCACUUGCCUCACCUGCUGUCCUGUAAUGCAGCCUUUAACCUGCGCUGGCUGACGUGGGAGAUCACACGAACCCAGUACAUCCUGGAAGGGUACAGCAUCAUCGACAACAACGCCGCCACAAUGCUGCAAGUGUUCGACCUGCGCAGAAUCCUCAUCAGAUACUAUAUCAAGAGUAUAAUAUACUUUACAGCAAGUUCUCCCAAAAUCCUUGACUGGAUAAAAGACGAAUCCAUCCAAAAGAUACUGCAGCCUUACGCAAAGUGGCAUUAUAUUGAACGUGACCUUGCCAUGUUUAACGUUAACAUAGAUGAAGAUUAUGUUCCGUGUCUCCAAGGAAUAACAAGAGCUAGCUUCUGCAGUGUUUAUCUGGACUGGAUUCAGUUCUGUGCCAGGAAAAGGGUGGAGCACCUGGACAGCGAUGAGGAUUCUCCUCUAGUGACACUUUCCUUUGCCUUGUGCAUACUGGGUCGGAGAGCUUUGGGAACUGCAUCUCACAAUAUGGCCAUCAGCUUGGACUCUUUUCUUUAUGGGCUCCAUGCACUGUUUAAAGGAGACUUCCGGAUAGCAGCAAAAGACGAGUGGGUCUUUGCAGACAUGGAUCUGUUGCAUAAGGUUGUUGCCCCAGCAAUCCGAAUGUCUCUGAAGCUACACCAGGAUCAGUUCACGUGCCCAGAUGAGUACGAGGACCCAGCAGUUUUGUACGAAGCGAUCCAAUCCUUUGAAGAAAAGGUGGUGAUUUGUCAUGAAGGGGACCCAGCCUGGCGCAGCGCAGUCCUGUCCAACCGGGAGGAGCUGCUGACUCUGAGACACGUGGUAGAUGAAGGAGCAGAUGAAUAUAAAGUUAUCAUGCUCCACAAAAGCUACCUGAGCUUCAAGGUGAUCAAGGUCAACAAGGAGUGCGUCAGAGGGCUUUGGGCUGGCCAGCAGCAGGAACUGAUUUUCUUACGCAAUCGUAACCCGGAGAGAGGAAGCAUCCAGAACAAUAAACAGGUGUUGAGGAACUUAAUUAAUUCUUCAUGUGAUCAGCCAUUGGGAUAUCCAAUGUAUGUUUCCCCCUUAACCACCUCGUACCUCGGGACACACAGCCAACUGAGGAACAUUUGGGGGGGACCUGUCAGUUUGGACAACAUUAAAAAGUGGUUCAAAUCCAAGUGGUUAAGAAUGCGAAAGGACUGCCAUGCAGCAGCUCACCACGAGAGAGGCCAUGUUGAAGAGGUGGAUAGUGGAGGGGGGUCUUCAUCUAGCAACAAUUCCACAGGGAAUUCAAGCCAGAGCAGUAGCUCACAGCCCACCAGAGAUGGAACCCCUCAGCUGCAAACUUCAUCUCAAGAGGUCCACCAGCGGGCAGGCAGGAGAAAACCCAGGAGUCAGUCUGUCCAGGCACACACUGCUUUAAACCAAAGGCCCCCUGCUUCAAGUCACUCUGGACCAAUUGUAGAAAGCCGCCAGCCUUUCAUCCAAACAUCUACAUCUGCCCACGAAAUUGCCCAAAGGCUUUCUAGUAGUCAGCUAUCAUUCCACAACUCGGCAACAUCUGUGUUUUCUCAGUCCCCUGCUGUUCCUGUUGCUGGCCAGCUGACUGUGCAGGACCGAGCUGCAGCAAUGCUCAGGUCCAGCCUGGCCUCCUCCACCAGCUCAACUCUCAGCCUGCUGUUCGGCAAGAGAAGUUUUUCAAGUGCUUUGGUGAUUUCUGGGCUCUCGGCUGCAGACGGAGGCAACACGAGCGACACGCAGUCAUCCAGCAGUAUGAACAUUGCCAUGGGGCCAUCUGCCAGAGCAGCAAGCCAGGCAGCUCGGCAAGUCACUGAGACCUGCGAAGCCACAGAUGCUACAGAACCAAGACCGCAGCGGGAGACGGGUCCAGCCCAUGCACUGUUCAUAAGUCGGAACCUGGAGUGCAGAAGGGCCAGCCAAGAAGAUAUGGCCCUGGAAGACACUGCUUCUCAGCAGAGCCUGUCUGAGGAGCAGUAAGGAGCAUUCCUAGCACAAGGGCCACGCGCUUCUUAGCAUUAAAUACAGUUAGGUCAGAAAGCUGCACAUAGGUUUAGGUUCUUUCAAAUGUAAUAAGCAAUCUUCAAAUGUUUAUUUUUCUAACUUCUACAUGAGAAUAUUACAGGGCAGAUGUUCUUCAGCUAAUGGCUGUGGCAUCGGUAGGGUUGGAAGAUAUCCCAAAAAACACACAGUGCCACUUCAUCUCAGGUUCUUGUAAAUCCUAGAACAAUGAAUACAACCUGUUCAAUGUUCCUUCCCCUGGAAUGGUUAGAAUCACAAACGAAUACAGUAGGAAAUAUUAGUACAACUCAGUGAAAAGCACACAAAAGACAUCUCUUUCCUGCCAUAACUAAAAGCUGAUUGCAUGCAAACUAAUUGAAAUUUGGUAUAUAACAUAUAGCAAAAGGCAACUAAGAACAGAAGCAAUGAAUACAUAAAAGGAUAGUACAGUGUCCUGUAACAUUAGAGCUAAAUCUGUUUGGUUUUUUUCCAACAGCAAAUCUCAUUUUUAUUUGACAUGUAAUGCAGGUGCUAAUUUUGAAUAGCAACACAGCAUCUCAGACUGAUAAACUGCAUGCAGCCAUACUGAAAUACUGUGUGAACGAGCCACGCUACACCAAUUAACAAAAGUGUAAGAAAAGAAAGUAUCCAGUGCAUGGAAAGUCUUCAAAGCAUAUGGUGCACCUUAUUUGCAAAGCAGCUAUGCCUAAAUUAGGUAUUAUCUCGUGCUCCUGUUUGGUUUACAGCAGUGCUUCUCAAAUUCUAAAUAACAGUACCCUUAGAAGUUGCAAAAGGGCCAUGGGGAAUCCUCCUCAAGGACGGAAAAGUGCAAAGCAGGCUGUACUUACUGUCUGAAAGUGUUUGUAAAAGGAAAGGAACAGCUGAAUACCUUUAAUUGCUGGACACAGCUCACUGUCCAUAAAUACUUGUAGUCAGUAAUUACAAAGCCUUCUGAUUUCCCUCCCCAGAGAAAACUGAGCUGCUGCCAAUAAAGACAGAUGAUACAAAAAGGGAGGUCAUGCCUUCACAAGGUUUGGGAAACACUGAUUUACAGGAAUGCAUGACUACUUUGAAACCCAAAAGGCUCUAACAAAUCCAUCAUCUACUACAGAGUCUAAACAAACACGCGUGUCUUUUUUUUCCAAUUAAAAAAAAUUGCAGCUAUCAGUGUCUUGCUGUUCCUCUUUACUGUAACUACCAUAGAUUGUUUCUAAAUCUCAACACAAUGAUGUGCAGCCAGGCUUUGUCCCAAUUAACAAGAUUUAACAAGAGAUGCUGUAGCUAAGUCUCAUUACUGUUAGGCAAUACUCAGUUGCAUUCUGAGCUUCCUACUGUGCCACACUUCUGAUCUGAGUAGUAGAACUAAAUAAGACUGAGUGAAAAUAAAAUGAUUUAAGUAUGUUUUGUGCAGCGGCAGUUUCUGGGUCUUCUAUUUGCAAUUGUUUUCAC